AUGGCUCCCAAGAUCGCAAUCGUGUUCUGGUCUCUUUACGGCCACGUCCAGAAGCUCGCCGAAGCUGAGGCAGAGRGCAUCCGAGCUGCUGGAGGUACCGUCGAUCUCUACCAGCUCCCAGAGACUCUUCCCCAGGAGGUCCUCACCAAGAUGCACGCUCCUCCAAAGGACGCCAACAUCCCCACCUUGACCGACCCCAAGACAUUGGAGCAGUACGAUGCCUUCCUCUUCGGUAUCCCAACCCGCUACGGAAACUUCCCAGCGCAGUGGAAGACCUUCUGGGACUCCACCGGUGGUCAAUGGCAGACGGGUGCCUACUGGGGCAAGUACGCCGGUCUGUUCAUCGGCACCGGCACCCAGGGCGGUGGCCAGGAAAGCACUGCUCUUGCCGCCAUGUCUACCCUGUCCCACCACGGCAUGAUCUACGUCCCAUUGGGCUACAAGCACACCUUUGCCCAGCUCGCCAACCUUUCCGAGAUUCACGGUGGUUCGCCAUGGGGCGCCGGUACCUUCUCCGCCGGAGACGGUUCCCGCAUGCCAAGCGCUUUGGAGCUCGAGAUCGCUACCCUCCAGRGCAAGGCCUUUUAUGAGAUUGUAUCCAAGGUCAACUUCGCAUGA
Messenger RNA from Ramularia collo-cygni, 618 nucleotides. Its product is annotated as probable Minor allergen Cla h 7. Bases 1 to 618 code for a protein of 205 amino acids. Gene Ontology annotation, molecular function: NAD(P)H dehydrogenase (quinone) activity; FMN binding. The transcript has 3 exons. NCBI's taxonomy places the organism in Eukaryota, Fungi, Ascomycota, Dothideomycetes, Mycosphaerellales, Mycosphaerellaceae. The record is from RefSeq and is a predicted model, not a curated record.